UAUUCGCCCACCUGAGAGUGAUUACCAAGUAUAAGUAUGAACUAAAAUCAACUGAAUUAAGUAGACUCACCCAUCUUGACGACCACGUGUGCUAUCAAAUAUCGUAUGUCGUUGGCAUCCAACGGUGCUCGGUUCAUAUAUAACUGCUGGGGCCCGACUCUGACUUCACUGAUCAUCAAACUACUGACCUAGGCGAGCCACUCCAAACCACAUCUCAGAACUAAAACCAAAGAUGAACGGUAAGUGGUUUCGUGUACUCGAUGCUACCUUCUCUUAUGAUGCUAGAGAGUCAUGUCGAAUGACAUGUGGUACUAAUAGUGACAUUUGAAAUCAGUGUGAUUCAAUGUAACAGAAAGGAAAUAGUGUAAUGAAAGUACAUCAUUCAAUAGUACAGUCGUAUUGGUACAUCUUCAUAGGAGUUUUCAAUCUGAAAAUGGCAAUUUAUGUUGAUGGUCAUUAAAUGAAUGUUUACUUACAAGAUGUUGUUCAGAUUAAUUAGAUUAAGGUAUUGUAAAAUAUCAUAUGGUAAUGUUUAAGAAAGUAUUUUUUAAUUUUAAAUUUAAAUCCAUAUAGGUUAGUCUUUAAAUUUCAAAGCGUUGUUACAGACCAAAGUUUAAUCGUUAAGUCUUCAAAAAUUUUAAUAUUUCUACAACUUUCUUAGGAGUUGCCUUUUAAAAACUGCACUCUUUAUGAUCAAAUUGGUCGAUAAAAAUACCACCACAUUUGUUGAUUUCAAUUUCUCUUAAUCUCAGACGGCAAUAGCUAGAGACGGAGAACUGCUUUAAAAUGAUUUAGUUAAAAUAUAUUUAAAAAAAAAAAAAAAAAACCUUUAUCUUCACCUGUGUUAUAGUUUAAGAGAAUAUCUACUAUAAUUGACGCAUAGAGCCACUGACCUCGUCUUCCUUAGUGACGGCGGUCAUCUUUAAAAUUAAAAAUCUCUAUCAUCCUAACAAACCACUUCCUAAAUACCCACUUCCUAGCAACCCACAUCCUAAAAACCCACUUCCUAACAACCCACAUCCUAGCAACCAACCCACUUCCUAACAAACCUUAUCCUAAAAACCCACUUCCUAACAACCCACACCCUAAGAACCCACAUACUAACAACCCACAUCCUAGCAACCAACCCACUUCUUAACAAACCACUUCCUAACAAGCCACACCAUAACAAACCACUUCCUAAUAACCCACACCGUAACAACCCCCAUCCUAAUAACCCAAACCUUAACAACCCACUUCCUAACAACCCACAUCCUAACAACCCCCAUUCUAACAACUCAAUUCCUAACAACCCACUUCCUAACAACCCACAUCCUAACAACCCACUUCCUAACAACCCACAUCCUAACAAACCACAUCCUAACAACCCACUUCCUAACAACCCACUUCCUAACAACCCACUUCCUAACAAACCACAACCUAACAACCCACCUCCACCACACCCUAACAACCCACUUCCUAGCAACCCACCUCCUAACAACCCACAUCCCAACUACCCACUUCCUAACAACCCACACCCUAACAACCCACACCCUAACAACCCACAUCCUAACAACCCACUUCCUAACAACCCACUUCCUAACAACCCACAUCCUAACAACCCACAUCCUAACAACCCACACCUUAACAACCCACUUCCAAACAACUCACUUCCUAACAACCCACAUCCCAACAACCUACUUCCUAACAACCCACAUCCUAACAACCCACUUCCUAACAACCCACAUCCUAACAACCACACCCUAACAACCCACUUCCUAGCAACCCACCUCCUAACAACCCACAUCCCAACUACCCACUUCCUAACAACCCACACACUAACAACCCACACCCUAACAACCCACAUCCUAACAACCCACUUCCUAACAACCCACUUCCUAACAACCCACUUCCUAACAACCCACAUCCUAACAACCCACACCCUAACAACCCACUUCCAAACAACUCACUUCCUAACAACCCACAUCCCAACAACCUACUUCCUAACAACCCACAUCCUAACAACCCACUUCCUAACAACCCACAUCCCAACAACCUACUUCCUAACAACCCACAUCCUAACAACCCACAUCCUAACAACCCAAAUCCUAACAACCCACAUCCUAACAACCCACACCCUAACAACCCACUUCCUAGCAACCCACCUCCUAACAACCCACAUCCCAACUACCCACUUCCUAACAACCCACACCCUAACAACCCACACCCUAACAACCCACAUCCUAACAACCCACUUCCUAGCAACCCACCUCCUAACAACCCACAUCCCAACUACCCACUUCCUAACAACCCACACCCUAACAACCCACACCCUAACAACCCACAUCCUAACAACCCACUUCAUAACAACCCACAUCCUAACAACCCACAUCCUAACAACCCACAUCCUAACAACCCACACCUUAACAACCCACUUCCAAACAACCCACUUCCUAACAACCCACAUCCCAACAACCUACUUCCUAACAACCCACUUCCUAACAACCCACAUCCCAACAAACUACUUCCUAACAACCCACACCUUAACAACCCACUUCCAAACAACCCACUUCCUAACAAACCACAUCCCAACAACCCACUUCCUAGCAACCCACAUCCUAACAACCCACAUCCUAAAAACCCACAUCCUAACAUCCCACAUUCUUACAACCCACAUCCUAACAACCCACUUCCAAACAACCCACUUCCUAACAAACCACAUCCCAACAACCCACUUCCUAGCAACCCACAUCCUAACAACCCACAUCCUAAAAACCCAACAUCCUAACAUCCCACAUUCUUACAACCCACUUUCUAAUAACCCACAUCACACAUUAUGCCAAAUGACCCAUUCGAGUAAACACUGACUCUGUUAUAUUAGUCCUCUAGUAGCACAACAAAGUUAUAUAUUUACAUAUGUGUAAUCUAUGUGUUGCAAUGCCCUUGUUUAUGUGUAAUAAAGGGCUUGCAAUCCCCAUGUUGGUUUGUAAUCUGGAGGUUGCAAUCCCCAUGUUGGUGUGUAAUCUAGGGGUUGCAAUCCCCAUGUUGGUUUGCAAGCGAGGGGCUGCAAUCCCCGUAAUGAUGUGUAAGCUAGGGGUUGCAAUCCCAAUAAUGAUUGUAAGCUAGGGAUUACAAUCCACAUCUUGGUGUGUAAUCUAGUGGUUUCAAUCCCAAUGUUGUUGUGUAAUUUAGGGGUUGCAAUCCCCGUGUUCGUGUGUAAUCUAGGGGUUGCAAUCCCCAUAAUGGUGUGUAAUCUAGGGUUUGCAAUCCCUAUGUUCAUGUGUAGUCUAUUGAUUGCAAUCCCCAUGAUGAUGUGCAGUAUAGAGAUUGCAAUCCCCAUGAUGAUGUGUAGUCUAGGAAUUGCAUUCCCCAUGCUGCACAUCUGACGAAAAAUUGUGUUACUACAUUUCAUGAAUGUUCUGUUUUCCAGCCAUCCUCCGUCUAUCAGCUGUUUUCCUUGUCGCCCAGUCGGUCAUCGCUUCCCCUUGCACCGAUGGAUGCUACGCCAAUUGCCAGUACGUCAACAGCGUCUGCGAGGUGGCAACGUUCCCCGAGUUCCUGAAGAAAGUCUGCACAAUAGGAUCGAAACUCUGCUCCUCGUCCUGUGAUCUGGUCUGCGGGUGCGCUGACAAAUGCCUGGCGCCGGCCAAAGACCAGUUCCUCAAGUGCCGGGGUGAGAAUGUGACGGAUGUGUUCCUCGCCACGGGCUGCCAGGGUCUGUUCCUCAAUUCUGUCCUCAUUUGUGG
Messenger RNA from Lymnaea stagnalis (great pond snail), 3725 nucleotides. The record is from the annotation of a GenBank genome assembly. Lineage: Eukaryota; Metazoa; Mollusca; Gastropoda; Lymnaeidae.